Messenger RNA from Aspergillus chevalieri, 1059 nucleotides. RefSeq lists its product as uncharacterized. The record is from RefSeq and is a predicted model, not a curated record. The transcript has a single exon. NCBI's taxonomy places the organism in Eukaryota, Fungi, Ascomycota, Eurotiomycetes, Eurotiales, Aspergillaceae. The coding region runs from base 1 to 1059 and encodes 352 amino acids.
AUGUCUGAUUUCCAGUCACUCGACUUCAUUUCCUACCAUAAUCAAGACCAGAGCCCCUUCUUCUCGAUUUUGCCGCCCGAGAUCCGACACGAGAUCUACGCCUACGCAUUGUCCGAAUAUGAAAACCUCGAACGACCCUACCAAAAAGACAGCUACUGGUGGCGACCAGGCAACACAGCUUUCUUGCGCACCGCCACAGAACUCCUAAGAACAUGUCGACGACUCUACAACGAAGCCUGGUUAAUGCAAUUCGCCCUCGCUGAGCAUCGCUUCUAUCUAACGCAAGCCGAUCGGGCUCCCGGCGGAACCACGUGGCCUCGUGGAUUUGAGAAAUGUAACCAGAUGGUCUAUGGGUCAUACGGAAAACACCAACCAAGUGGCAGGUUUGGCUUGGGUGGUAUUCGUGUUUUUGCUCAGCUGUAUAAACUGGAGCCCGGGGAUGAGUUGCAGGAGAUCCUGGAUGUGCCGGAUUUCUAUCCUAGACGUGUCGCAGUGACAAUUCGGUAUUCGGAUUUCUGGUUUUGGGAAAGCAAUACGCCUUUGCAUAUUGAUGCCACUUGGGUGAAUGAGAUCCGCCUCCCAGACAGCGUCACCUAUUUCACGGUAGACUUCGAGAUGAUUGAGAGACGCAAGGAUGAGGUGAAUCUGAUUGCGAACGACGCAGUCAAAAAAUGGUUCUUUGAGCGACGGGAUGGCGCUAUUCUCACAGCCUGCAAAGAAGAUAUCUCGGUAUCCACGUGGACCGGAAGCUCGAUCCUGGGUGGCCAACGCUGGGUAAGGGAUGAGAUUCGACCAGGCCAGCUUGAUUAUCAUGUUGUGACUGUGAUAUGGAAGCUGAGACAGAGGGGCGAUUGCCCUCCUCACCCGUGUCCGAACCUCGACGUGCCUCGCGACUUUGUUCAACCUUCCCCACCAUUCACACAGACCGACUCGAUUGAUUUGCGCAGUCUUCAAAUCGCCAAUGUGUCUUUAGAUACUCCUGCCGCGGAGGCCUGGCGGGCAAUGCAGCGAUAUUAUGAAAGCGCGUAUCAGGGGACGACGGGGUUUGACGAUGAGUGA